AUGGCUCUCCUACGAAGUUGUGGUUUGACUGAGACUCAAACAAGGGAAAUGUCCGAGGAGCGUUCGGGAGGGCGUGCACCGAGCGGUUCCAUAGGAUCUUCUCGGGGAUCGACGUGGAGGGAGAGAAGGCAAAAACGGCAAGAGGAUAGGGAGCACCCCAGAGGAGAGGAAAGGUCCGGAUUGGGAGAAGGGUCGGAUCAGACCCACCGAACGGUUUCGGGUGUCUCGGCGCAUAGGCAGUAUGAUGAUAGAGACCGAGAACUGGAGCGGUUGCACAGACUGGUAAUGGAUCUAGAACUGGAAGCAAGGGGUCGACGCCAAGAAAGGAAUCGCAACCUCCGGCAAAGGAGGAAUUGGGGCGAGGAGGGCUCCAGUCAAUCUGGUACGCAACGAUUCCAAAACCGAUCACGCUCUCAAGAGUCACGCCGGCACUCCCGAGAGACACGUCAUCACCGGGACCGUUCACGGUCGCAUGGAUACGAUGACCGAGGGUCAGAAUCGCCGGAGGAAUGGCAGCCCCACAAUGCUGCCAUGGACGCCAUGAGCCGAGCCCUACGAAUGGCUGCCCAGUCACUGUUCUCCGACGAGAUUGAACGGGCCCCUAUGCCGAGUAGAUUUACAUGA
Messenger RNA from Quercus robur (English oak), 624 nucleotides. RefSeq lists its product as uncharacterized. The coding region runs from base 1 to 624 and encodes 207 amino acids. The transcript has a single exon. The record is from RefSeq and is a predicted model, not a curated record. Lineage: Eukaryota; Viridiplantae; Streptophyta; Magnoliopsida; Fagales; Fagaceae.